Molecule: messenger RNA, 729 nt
Organism: Saccharomycopsis crataegensis
Lineage: Eukaryota; Fungi; Ascomycota; Saccharomycetes; Ascoideales; Saccharomycopsidaceae
Exons: 1
Coding region: 1-729 (242 amino acids)
Source: RefSeq, a predicted model, not a curated record
AUGCAACAGAAACGUACAAGUAGCGAGGAAUUCGCAAUCGACGAUGAGAAUGAUGAGGAAGCAUUGUUGUAUGGGGUUCCGCGAAAGAAAAGAAUAACGGAAUAUUUCAAAGAUUUAUCCUUAAAUAAUAAAGACGGAGUUUAUAGUAAUCACAUAUCGAUACUACUGGCUACAAAAGCCAAUGGGAAUCGGCAAAUAAAUUCAACGGAUACACCACCAAUUGAGAAUUGCACACCAGAAGACCGUGAGGAAACCCAAGACGCUGAGUUGAUGAUACCCAGUGACAACGGCGAAAAUCGCAAGUACUACAUAUCAAAAAAAUUCAUUGACCCAUUGAUUAUACUCCAUGGGAAAGAUGAGGCUGAUCAAUUACAAGCGAAAAAGAGGGAGAUUUUUGAGAAGAUAGCGCGAGAAAGAAAACAAAACCGGGAAACCCUGGAUGGUCACAACAAUCACGAGGAGGAAGAAAAUGAUUUUGACGAUGAUGGUGAUGAUUUAAUGGUUAUUGAUGAAGGAUUAGAAGUCACAAGACGACAUCCCAGAAAUUCUUUUGGGGAAAAGAUAGACAACGCCGAAAUAUAUUAUGGGAUCUACCUAGAUAAGAACUGGUCAGUGGUCAAAUAUCAUGACCCUCAUGAAGUGGUGUGGAAUCACUGGGAAAAGGGUUUGGCAAAGCCAUCAUCCUCUUCACAAGACCUAGAAGACUUCGAGAUGAUCAUCGAUCCGUGA